Messenger RNA from Staurois parvus, 490 nucleotides. NCBI's taxonomy places the organism in Eukaryota, Metazoa, Chordata, Amphibia, Anura, Ranidae. The record is from the annotation of a GenBank genome assembly.
UGGUCGGGGUCACAGGCCAGGUUCAGCAGGUAGCAAGCAGCGUAGUACAGAGGGUCAGGCAGAGGGAUGGUCAGGGUCACAAGCCAGGGAUCAGAACAGGGAUGGUCAGGAGCGAGCCGGGAUCAGAGCAGGAGAAGUCAGCAGCGGUUCAGAAACAAGAUGCAGGACAGAAACAGGAUACAGGGCCCAGGACAAACACAACACCAAGGCAGAGUCUGCAAGUCUGGCCAUCCCUUAAAUACACCAGUAUCAUCAGUUCCAGGUGUUAGCUGGCUGAAAGGUUGAGUCUCUGAUUGCUGGGAGCACCCGCUGGCCAGCCCUGGUACUGCAGAUCAAAAGGCAGGUGAGUCCCACCAUUGCUGGCCAGUCCAUUCCUGACAAGUUGUCAUUCCAACUGUAGAUUUGGCCCAGUGACAGGCUGAUGCUUUCUGUGAAGCACAGAUCCUGGGAUACUGCUCAGGACAGCUAAGUAAACAGCUUGACUGUCCCA